This is a messenger RNA of Daldinia childiae, 837 nucleotides long. Its product is annotated as thiamine pyrophosphokinase 1. The coding region runs from base 1 to 837 and encodes 278 amino acids. NCBI's taxonomy places the organism in Eukaryota, Fungi, Ascomycota, Sordariomycetes, Xylariales, Hypoxylaceae. Gene Ontology annotation, molecular function: thiamine binding; ATP binding; thiamine diphosphokinase activity. The record is from RefSeq and is a predicted model, not a curated record. Gene Ontology annotation, biological process: thiamine metabolic process; thiamine diphosphate biosynthetic process. The transcript is spliced from 3 exons.
AUGGGCUCGACACAAGAAAGCCCUAAUAUAUGCACCGAGUGGUAUCCCAUCAGACAGUUCUUAUCUUAUCCGGGGUAUAACUUCUCUCUGGUCAUUCUAAACCAGCCGAUCAGCGAUGAGGGCUUGUUUAGAGACCUCUGGAGAAUAGCUCAAACACGCGUUGCUGCCGAUGGGGGUGCCAACCAGAUUUACGAUCUUAACCGAAGAUCUUUAUUAACAAAGAAAGAUUCUGCGUCUUCUGCUAGGUGCAACUAUGUAAAUCUUAAUACCAUAAUUGGCGACCUAGAUUCUCUAUCCGACGAGUCUAGAAGCUUUUUUACUACCAAGCCCGCGGAUUGUACUAUCAUUCACGAUCCAGAUCAGUAUUCUACCGACUUCACUAAAGCUGUCAAGUUCGUUCGAACAGCAUUUCCAAAGAGAGAUAUCGUAUGUAUGGGCGGACUGGGAGGGCGCGUUGAUCAAGGAUUAAGCCAAAUACAUCAUCUAUACUUAUUCCAAACUUCGCCAACCUACGCAGAUGGAAAGAUGUUUCUCCUUUCUGGAGAGAGCUUGUCUUUCCUUCUCAAGGCCGGAAAGCAUCGUAUACACGUCCGCGAGCCUGACGCCACCGUUGGCGACUUCGUUCGUAUGAGCGGCGAGCCGUUUGCCAAGUACGUCGGCAUCAUCCCGGUCAAAGAGCCAAGCGUAAUCACCACCAAGGGCCUUGAGUGGGACGUCGAGAAUUGGCCAACCGAAUUUGGCGGGCAGAUGAGUACAAGCAAUCAUCUUUUACCCGAUACAAAAGUUGUUGAAGUUGAGACUACGAAGGAUGUACUUUUCACCAUCGCCUUAAAAUAG